Rotaria sordida is the source of this 852-nucleotide messenger RNA. NCBI's taxonomy places the organism in Eukaryota, Metazoa, Rotifera, Eurotatoria, Philodinida, Philodinidae. The record is from the annotation of a GenBank genome assembly.
AUGAGUGAAUAUAUGACUGUCCCAAUACCUGGACGCAGAAACUCAUCUGUGGGGAAUAAUAAUAUUAGAAGUUCGAUUGAUGUUGGUAAACAAGCAUUGGAUGGAAGUGGUAGUGUCGAGUUAGGGGUUCCAACCGAAACAGGACGACUGCGUGAGAUUGACGAGCGGCUUCAAGCACUGGCACUUAAACAUGAAAUACGAGUCAGCGAACGUGAUCGUCUCAAGGAACUCGAUGGGUAUGAGAUAAUCGCUCUGUGUGAUGAUUCAGGAUCGAUGCAUUUCAAUGUCGAUGGUACUAACCGAACCCGCUGGGAUGAGCUUCGCUAUAUAGUCAAGCUCGUUAUUGAAAUUGCAAUGGUAUUUGACAAGAACGGCGUAGAUGUCUUUUUUCUCAACCGAGAAAAUGCUGUUGGAAUAACUGAUCCACAGGACAUUGAUCGUUUAUUUACGCCUCCUCCAAGUGGAUACACGCCACUUGCACGCAAGCUGCAAGAAAUCAUAAAUUUCGCAGAAAAUCGUGUUGAUAAGGAGAAAAAAGUGCUGAUUUUCAUUGCUACCGAUGGAGCACCAACCGACGACGGUGGAAAUCCCGAUCUGGAAAGAUUUGAGCAAAUCAUGAAACAUGAGCGUAAUGUCGAGACUACUCAUGUGAUGUUUCUACUUUGUACUGAUGAGCCAGAUGAUAUUGCUUAUUUGACCAAAUUUAAAGGAACGAUGAAAAAUGUUGAUGUUUAUGAUGAUUAUGAAACUGAAAAGAAGAAAAUCCGUCGUUUACGUGGAAAUAACCAUGCGUUCUCAAAAGGUGAUUAUAUUGUUCAGGCAUUGGUUGGUGCUGUUGAACAUAAACGUUGA